Messenger RNA from Austrofundulus limnaeus, 2025 nucleotides. RefSeq names its product E3 ubiquitin-protein ligase TRIM21-like. Gene Ontology annotation, molecular function: protein binding; zinc ion binding. The record is from RefSeq and is a predicted model, not a curated record. Bases 63 to 1691 code for a protein of 542 amino acids. NCBI's taxonomy places the organism in Eukaryota, Metazoa, Chordata, Actinopteri, Cyprinodontiformes, Rivulidae. The transcript has 2 exons.
CUGACUGAAGUUUUAGUCUGCUAUACAUUUUGAAGUUUCUGUGAAGCUUUCAUAAAGCAGAAAUGGCUUCGACCAAAAGUCUAAUAGCUGAAGAAAACUUCUGCUGUGCCAUCUGUCUGGAUGUGUUCACUAAACCUGUGUCAAUUCCCUGUGGGCACACCUUUUGUCUUGACUGUAUUACACGACACUGGACAGAUUUUAGAACUUUAUUUCCAUGCCCACUGUGCAAAGAGGAGUUUACCACCAKACCGAUGCUUCGAGUUAACAUUUUCAUUGCCGAGAUGGCGGAAAAAUUCAAAACCAYGGUUAGAAAUCAGUYCUCGAGUGCCGCAGAACACGCUGGGAGCGGAGACGUGCUCUGCAAUCUAUGCACAGAGCCAAAGUCCACGGCCAUGAAAUCCUGUUUAGUGUGCUUCUUACACUACUGCCAAACCCAUCUGGAGCCUCAUCUGAAAAAUCCAGCCCUAAAAAAACACAAACUAAUUCACCCGGUCGAUAACCUGGAGAACAGGUUGUGCAAGACGCACGGUGAACCUUUGGAGCUGUUUUGCAGAGCGGAUCACAUGUUUCUGUGUGAGCUCUGCCGAAAUGAAGAGCAUCAAAAGCACGAGACGGUGACUCUGGAAGAKGAGGCUGAAACAAGACAAGAACAGCUGGGAAUAGAGAGAAAAGGCACGGAUCAGAUGAUCCAGGCCCGUCAGCAGAAAAUAUGUGCRAUUCAACGCUCGUUGGAUGCGAGCAGAAAUAAUGCAGAGGAGGYAGUGUUGUGUAGCAGAGACACGAUGGCUGCUCUGGUGGAUUACAUGAAGAGAAGCCAACAAGAGCUAACUGAGGUCAUCGACACAAAACUGAAAACAAGAGAAAAAGAAGCCAAAGACUUCAUUCAAGAACUGAAUGCAGAAAUUGAGAAAAUACAGCUGAAAAAGCAGCAGCUUAAUAGCAUUUCAUUGACAAGCGACCCCUUGAAAUUUCUCGAGAGCGUUCUUUCUCUUCCGAUAGUUUGCCCUCAGGUGAAGGACUGGUCUGAUGUGGGGUUUAACGCAGACCAGUUUGCAAUCCARGAGAGCUUGGCCAAGCUGGAGACAUCAGUCACAGCUAAGGUAAACAAAGUGUGCGAUCCUUCCUUCAAAGACAAGCAGAAACACGCAGUGAACGUGACAUUCGAUCCCGACACGGCGCACUCUGAGCUCAUUGUUUCCGACGGGGGGAAGCGAGUCGCGUGCGGAAACCGAAACAGGGUCCCGCACAAACCACAGAGGUUUGAUCACGUCCUCAACGUUUUGGCACUGGAAGGUUUCUCCUCUGGAAAGUUUUACUACGAGGUUCUGGUAAAAGACAAGACACAGUGGGAUUUAGGRGUGGCUUACGAGGUCAUCAACAGGAAGGGGGACAUAAGACUGAGCCCAAAGAACGGAUACUGGACAAUCUGGCUGAGAAAAGGAGGCGAGUUAACAGCCAACGCAGGUCCUCCAGUCAAACUGCAUGUGAGGACCAUACCUGAAAAGGUCGGGGUGUUUGUAGAUUACGAGGAGGGCCAGGUAUCCUUUUAUGAUGUGGAUAUGAGGGCUAACAUCUACUCCUUUUUUGGAUGCAACUUCACCGGGAAGCUUUUUCCAUUCUUCAGCCCCUGCAGCAGUGAGGAAGGUAAAAACGUGGCUCCUUUGAUCAUCACCCCUGUGACGUACAACUGAGGGGGCUUCAAGUUUUAUGGGGUGGGGAUCUUCGCCAUCAAAAAACACGUCCUUCUUCACUCAGCCACCAUCGCUUGACCAUUUGUCUUCAUUAUUCUGCAGUCGAACUCAAAAUGUUCGUUAGUCCUCGUGCAAGUACAUUUUGAUUCACAGUUCACACACCUCUGCAGGUUAGGGGUACUACUGAGAAAAAGGUUGACACACAAAGAAGCUUUUUUCUUGCUGCUAUAUUGUCAGAAUGUUAAGCAUUGUGAGUCAUUUAGCUUGUAAAAAGCACUGUUCUGUUAACACUUGACAGAAACCUGAUAGCAGUUAUAAAUAACUGCUACUGUCA